Molecule: messenger RNA, 1536 nt
Organism: Radiomyces spectabilis
Lineage: Eukaryota; Fungi; Mucoromycota; Mucoromycetes; Mucorales; Radiomycetaceae
Product: kinase-like domain-containing protein
Exons: 8
Coding region: 1-1536 (511 amino acids)
Biological process (GO): peptidyl-serine phosphorylation; intracellular signal transduction
Molecular function (GO): protein serine/threonine kinase activity; ATP binding
Source: RefSeq, a predicted model, not a curated record
AUGGGCAAUGUCAACAGUUCCGAAACUUCCGACAAAAACCAAGUUGAGUUAUCACAUUUUCGACCGAUUAAAAUUAUAGGCAAAGGGUCCUUUGGCAAGGUCCACAUGGUGCAGCAUAUUGAACGGCGUGAACUGUAUGCGCUAAAGAGCAUUAACAAGGAGCAAUGCAUAAAAAUGAAGGCAGUGUACAACAUUAUCCGGGAACGGACAAUUCUGGAACAGCUCAAUCACCCGUUAAUAUGCAACAUGCGAUUUGCUUUUCAAGACGACAAAAACAUGUACAUGGCGAUGGAUUUGAUGCUAGGCGGAGAUCUCCGAUUUCAUUUGUCGCGUUCCCAGCUUUCCGAAGAAAUUGUCCGUUUCUGGAUGGCUGAAUUAACGUGUGCUGUCAAAUACCUUCAUUCACAAGGACUGGUUCAUCGGGAUAUUAAACCUGAUAAUGUGCUAUUAGACCAGGAAGGCCACGUCCACCUAAGCGAUUUUAAUAUUGCGUGUCGAAUCCCUCGGCAUGGGGUCAUGACAUCUCAAUCAGGCACAGCUGCUUAUUUUGCCCCGGAAGUUUUCAAAGGAUGUGGAUACACCGAGGAUGUGGAUUGGUGGAGCGUUGGGAUUACAUUUUAUGAAUGUAUCUACGGAAAGCGUCCGUGGCGAUCUCAUGAGCGAGGAAAUGAUUUAAGGAAAAGUGUACUGUACGGUGCCAUCGCCUAUCCUCAGAACGAGCAAUACCCGAUUUCUCCUCAAUGCAUUUCAGCUAUUAGCGGUUUUCUAGAGCAUGAUCCUAGGAAACGUCUGGGCCAUGGCACGUUGGGAUGGGCAAGAUUAAUGCAACAUCCUUUUUUCCAGUCCGUUCCGUGGCAGAGCAUCAACGCAAAGGAAUGUGACCCGCCAUUCAAGCCAUCUUCCAGCGCGCCCAACUUUGACGCUUUUUAUGAGCUCGAGGAGAAUGUCAUCGAAAUAUGUUCAGCAUAUCAGUCGGAGCCAUCGCCCGAGGGGCUGUUUGGAUGGCUGUUCCGUGGAGAUCCCAAGAAGACGGGUGACGAUGGAUUAUCUCCGCAAAGACGUGAACACGACAGACAAUUAAUGGAAGAAUCAUUCCAUCCGUUUGAUUGCACUAUCUAUGAGCAGUAUGAAGGAUUUCUUGAUCCAGAGCGUUUAACCGUCGGCCCUCCUCCGACGUGGGUGAAGCCUGCAUUUCGAAGAGCCGAUAACGGAAACAUUCCAUCGAUGAAACAAAUUCCUUUGGCCCAGCAUGCCACGGUAAAGUAUCAUCAACUAAAACCGUCUUCUAUUCUGUCCGAAGAUAUAUUGGCAAUGGAUCACGUCAACAGUAAACGGGCGAGUACUCGGUCUGUAGAAGGUGCACGAUCUCCUUCGCGAGCCGAUAGUGCUUGCACUUUAGGAUCGACCAUCGACGAGUGCAAAAACAAACGUCGCUCAAGUUCCCAAAGCUUUAAAGAAAGAAGAGAACGUGACCGACGACGCAGUGCGGGCUACGUGUGCAAAGAAGCCAACGGUAUCAUCGCCACCGCCGAAUGA